Messenger RNA from Phyllostomus discolor (pale spear-nosed bat), 3088 nucleotides. It is a transcript of the gene APELA, whose product is annotated as apelin receptor early endogenous ligand. The coding region runs from base 198 to 362 and encodes 54 amino acids. Lineage: Eukaryota; Metazoa; Chordata; Mammalia; Chiroptera; Phyllostomidae. The record is from RefSeq and is a predicted model, not a curated record. The transcript has 3 exons. Gene Ontology annotation, biological process: apelin receptor signaling pathway; heart development. Gene Ontology annotation, molecular function: apelin receptor binding.
GAGGGAGGCUCUGACCACAGCACAACACACCAGUAACCUUGUCUGAUGUGAUCAUUAACCCUUCUGGAAAAGGCAGCUGGCAGUUCUCUGAGGUUUGUCAUUAGAAUGUGAGAAGAGCCACACAGAUACUGCACAGACUGUUCAAAGAAGUUUGGUUUCCUUUGGGCGCUACUGUUCCUUUAUAGUGUAGCAGAAAAAUGAGAUUUCGACAAUUCCUUUUUGUAUUUUUAAUUUUUAUGAUGAGUCUUCUUCUUAUCAAUGGACAGAGACCAGCUAAUUUGGCAAUGAGAAGAAAACUACAUAGACUCAGCUGCCAUCAGAGGAGAUGCAUUCCUCUCCACUCACGAGUGCCCUUCCCCUGAGAUUGUCUUUUGCUAAACUUCACCCUGUCUGCCAGAUGAAGAAGAGGAGAAGCCAAGGAAAGAUACCCACCCACCCACAAAAUGGUGUGCUUGCCUAGAAGUUCCUGUUUGAAAAGGAAUCGUUUGAAAGCACCUGGGAUGUCUUAUUAGUUUCACAGGAUUCUCUUCUUGUUUUCUUUCAAAAGGGAAAAUAACGAGUUCAAAAGCAAUGACAGUUUGAAGCACAGUUAUUUACCUGCAUAACAAAAAUCUCAUCUUUUCUGUACAUUAUAAUUCUUAUGUGGGUUGAAAAGAAAAAUACAUUGUAAUGUCUUAGGACUCUAUAAUGGUGAAAAGUACAAAAAUUAAACAUUUUUCUUUCAUAUUCCUAUAAUUCUUAAAAAUAUUAAAAUAAAUUUAUGUAUGAGUGGUUAUUUUAAAAAAUGCUAUAUCUGGAAUCAAUGUCAAUGACUAUUUGGCUUUGCAGAGUUGAGAGAAAAUAAUUGGUUCAUUGAUUAUUUAUAUAGAAAGACUAAGAAAGGUUAUUAAUUGCUACCAAUUUUAUAUUAUAGGCUUGAAUGUUUAUGAAAGUAUUUUUAUUUUGAAUAAUCAUUUAAAGUUGUAAAAGAAGUUUGAAAUACUAAUUGUAGCUCAUUUUAUUUUAAAACUGAAAUGUUCAUUUCUGAAUCUUUUUCUCAUCAUGUAAUUACAAGAAGCCAACGUUUGAGUUUCUUUGAAGUUCUGUUUCACGUCCUUGAUUCAUGUGCACGGUUUCUUAGAAAGGCCCACGUAAAGUUGACGUUUAAAAUAGAGCUAUGCCGUCACUGCCCCUCUUGGGAGAAUGCCUACGCCUUCUCCCCCUUUCCUGAGCACUCUCUCAGGAGCACCUUUCCCUUCCCCAUAUUGUCCCCUCCCACCCCACCCCCAUUCAUUACCUUUGCCUUCUUCUCUCUGAAGCUCCAAGGAUCCUUCUUUUGCCUCUGUAACUUGUUUCCUGAGUCUACACAGCCCAGCUGGCUCACUACUACUACCUCUGUAACUUUCUAAGUAAACUUUAUAUUUUGGGGGAUAGAGUGUGUGUGUGUGUGUGUGUGUGUUAUGUCAAUGAAAUCUUAAGCUGGUCAAGAUCUCUGAUACAUGAGUGUUCACCAUUCUGCUGGGCUCUGUUUAAGUGCUGUUGAACCCGCAGUGGCGAGACUUGUUUAAAAAAUCAGGAGGAAUUUAAGGAUAUGAAGGAUUACCCAAGAAGGAAACUUAUCCUGUCUAAAUCUAAAUUGUAUUGAUAAUUAGGUGCUCCCAAGUUGUUAAAUAUACUCUUAAUUUGUAUUUAUUGAAAAACUGUUUAGCUCAGUGUCAUAAAGCUUACAUUAUUUUACUGUAAGUUAAUUCCUAAUAUAAAAUUUACAAAUUCAUACCCUGACUAAAAGUUUUCCAUUGUGAAAGAGUAGAAGCCAUAAACCAUUGACCCUUAUUUUGCAAAAGUAAAAGUUUGGGAUUGAUACAUAAAGAAUUUGAUAGACAUAUUCUGACAUCAUGGAGUUUGUCUCCCAUUCAUAGCUCAUUAGUGGUGUCUUUUAGAAUCAAAGGUGUUUUAUAUAAAGUACUGCCACUAAAUUUACAUACAAACAAAAGAUGUUUUAUAAAAUGUGUUACUUCAUUAUUUCAUUUGGAUAUUGGGGAAUUCUAAAUGAUUUUCUGGGUAAAUUAUAAUCCUUUUACACAAAUGCAUUUCAGUAGAGACAUAAGCUAUUAUCACUUACGUUUAAAACACAUACUCGUUGAUAUGUUUAUAUAUUUUGUACAAAAGAGAAACAAUAUAUAGUUCAGAUACAUCUCAAUGAAUACAAGUCUACUUUUUAAGUACAAAUUCUCACAUUCACAGAACGUCAAAAUCCAGCCAUACCAUUGUAGAGUAGUUGAAUGGUUAUACAUUUCUGCCCAGACCACUUGAAUAAUUGUUCAAGAGAACACUCAGGGAUUUGAGUAUCUAGCUGUCCUUAGUUUGUAUAAGAAAUGAUCAGAGUAUUGAGUGCAGUAUAAUAGAAAUUUCCCUGACACUUGUCUCUAUGCCAUGGUUUGUUCCUUUUAAUUGAAGCAUUUCAGCCUGAAUCUCCUUGCUAUCUAUACUUGUGUACCCUGCUACAGCAUAUCUUUUAUGUAAUUCUAGAUUAUCAGAGUAAGGGAAGAGUUUCUCAAAAUCUAUAAAAACUUGACAACUGGUGGCAUGUAUGCUGAAAGUGGCAUACCAGAAGAAGACCAUGACAAUGGAACCCUCUUCACUGGUGAGGCAGAGCAGCAGACCAGAGGAAUGUCAAAUAUGUGUACUUAAAACUUAACCAUGUCUGAUUUGGUAUUUGUUUUCUUUUCUAGUACAGGUUUUUUGCAGUUUCAAAUAUUUUCAGAAUACAAAAGAGAUUUUACACAGUAUAACCAAGAUAGAAGCAAUGAUGCUUCUAUCAAGGGGGAUAGAAGCAAUGAUGCCACCCCAACUUGGGGAUGUGGAGUGGGGCAGUGAAGUAGAACAGAUGGAGUGGUAGAUCAAAGAACCGUAAAUGUUGAUCCCUUCUUUCUUGGCUCAUGUCUUUCCAAACUCUGAAAUCAGUAUUUGGUUCCAUUCUUACAUCAUUUCUACUCUCCUUUGCAGGGCCAGAAUGAAUAGUUACCAAAGUUAAGGGUGUGCCAAAUGCCUUAGUAAUCAAGAUUAGUAAUAUUUUUACACCAUUUUUGAAAAAAAAAAAGUUAAUACU